Messenger RNA from Eruca vesicaria subsp. sativa (arugula), 1075 nucleotides. The record is from the annotation of a GenBank genome assembly. Lineage: Eukaryota; Viridiplantae; Streptophyta; Magnoliopsida; Brassicales; Brassicaceae.
UCUAGCUAACGGACAUGGAUGGAUUGGUGAUGAUGGUGAGGAAGUGAGUUAUGUCUUAAAAUCUUCGAAGGGAGCUACACAAAAAAAAACUAUAAUACAGUUUCGAAGCUGCCCAUGGCCAUGGCCUUUCAGAUAAUAGCUUCUUCACCAACGAUUACAAAAUCUCAUCUUAUCUCUUUUCCUCAUCUGCAAUUUUCUUACAAAGCUUCGAAACCUUAUCUCUCCUCAUGUUUUUCUCUCUUGGGUUCUUCUCGUUUCUCUCCUUACAUUGGUUUAAAGCAUAUGGGCGUCUCAAUCUCGCCGAAAUCUUUAAACCCAGAGAAGAAGAGAAGAUGUAGUAAGGGUAUGGUGAUUCGUGCGUCUCUGUUUGGCGUUGGAGCACCUGAGGCUUUGGUUAUUGGUGUUGUUGCUUUGCUUGUCUUUGGUCCUAAAGGCCUUGCAGAGGUAGCUCGAACUCUUGGAAAAACACUGCGUACAUUUCAGCCCACGAUUAGAGAGCUACAGGAUGUUUCAAGAGAUUUCAAAAGCACCCUUGAGCGUGAGAUUGGGCUUGAUGAAAUUUCCACUCCAAAUAUGUACAACCAGAACAGAAUGAACACUGGUCCUACUCCACCACCACCACCACCAACACCAGCUCCUAGCACUGAGGAUCCUGUGACUGCUGCAAAUGACCUGAAUGAUGUUCAAUCACCAAAGGCUUACACAACCGAGGAUUACCUCAAGAUUACAGAAGAGCAGCUCAAAGCUUUGUCUCCAAGUGAAGCAGGCGAUCAAACUCAGACUCCAGAAAAGCUACAAACAUCUACCGAAGAAAGCCAGCCCAAAGGUACAUCAACGGCCACAUCCCCUCCAAGACAAGAUUGAAAACUCCAAAUACUGACUUCGUGAGAGAUUUUUUUGAUCUGCCAAAAGAAAUGAAGCUAUUAGCUCUCAAGACAUUUUCACAAAGCAUUAUGUGCAAUCUUUAAUAUGGAUUGAAAAUAUCGGAAAAUGACUCAGUUGUGUAUUUAUGUUGCAUUAGUUUGCCUUAAUGAUAAAUGACGCAGCCUCAUUGAGGCACAGCGAUGUCUUUGGC